Hermetia illucens (black soldier fly) is the source of this 6983-nucleotide messenger RNA. RefSeq names its product muscarinic acetylcholine receptor DM1 (gene mAChR-A). NCBI's taxonomy places the organism in Eukaryota, Metazoa, Arthropoda, Insecta, Diptera, Stratiomyidae. Gene Ontology annotation, biological process: G protein-coupled receptor signaling pathway, coupled to cyclic nucleotide second messenger; chemical synaptic transmission; adenylate cyclase-inhibiting G protein-coupled acetylcholine receptor signaling pathway. The record is from RefSeq and is a predicted model, not a curated record. The coding region runs from base 753 to 2687 and encodes 644 amino acids. Gene Ontology annotation, cellular component: synapse; dendrite; plasma membrane. Gene Ontology annotation, molecular function: G protein-coupled acetylcholine receptor activity; G protein-coupled serotonin receptor activity. The transcript is spliced from 5 exons.
UAAAAAGAAGGAACAAACACAACGCUCGAUAUCAUGAAUUAAAUGCGUCAGUAGUCAGCAGCAGCAGGAUACAAUGAAGUUAUUCCCCAUGAAUCAUUCGAUGCUUAUGUAACGCUAUGCUUUAAGAACACCUAGGCCGUGGAUUGAAACAAGGAGAAAUACCUGCUUGAAGGCAUACAGGGAGUCUCGUGACAUGCUUUGAUUAUGAUCCCGAUGGAAUGUACACAACAAGUAUUUUGGAUUGGGAAGGAGUUUGAAAAACAACUUGUAACAAGUAGCCUGCCGCCUCUAUUUAAGGCGUAUGCAUUCCAUUAUAUUUUGCUGGCUUGUGGUAGAUGAAUUCAAUAAGGCAAGAUAUCACACAUGUAUGUUAUAAUAGUACAAAGCAGCUCAGAUCUUCACGAAUAUGUGUGGCGAGCACAUUUAUAUAGUAUAUUUAAAUGAAUUGGCAAAUAUUCGGAAAACGUGGACGUCUUUUUCCAGCUUGUGUGGAGUGUUUAGAUGAACGUGACAUGCUAUUAUGCGAUAGAAAUUAGAACGGAAUUCAAAGGGAAAAUCAAGGUGAUAUCAAAAUCGAAACAAAUAAACGUAGAAGGAAUUAGGAAAACCUCAAUGGAGCUGAAAGUAUUAAAAUGUUGCUGGAGUCAAAAGUAAAAUGGCGUCACGUUUGUCGAAAACAAUGCUUAAUGGGCUUGUGAUAAGUAUCAUCGUUCUCAUCCUAAUCAUCUUUGCUCAUCAUAUAUCAUCGAAUAAUGGAAGCAAUAUUUGUGACCAGCCGGACGGAUAUAACAUCGACUUUACCAGCUCUAAUUUUAGAAACGGACUAUCCGAACGGGAAUGUGUCAGCAAACGAUACAGAAUCGAAGCCUCCGGAUUUGCGGUAUACCGUCACACAGAUGGUUAUUUUAGCCAUCAUCGCUUCAAUUCUUAGCUUUCUAACGGUCUCGGGCAACGUCAUGGUCAUGAUUUCAUUCAAAAUAGAUAAACAGCUCCAGACUAUUAGCAACUACUUCCUUUUUUCACUUGCCAUUGCGGAUUUUGCAGUGGGACUAAUUUCCAUGCCUCUUUUCGCGAUUUCAACAAUUCUAGGCUAUUGGCCGUUAGGCCCUUACAUAUGUGACACGUGGCUUGCAUUAGACUAUCUUGCAUCGAAUGCAUCUGUUUUGAAUUUGCUCAUCAUUAGUUUUGACCGAUAUUUUAGUGUAACUCGACCUUUAACAUAUCGUGCAAAAAGGACAACAACUCGCGCCGCGGUAAUGAUUGGGGCGGCAUGGGGUAUCAGUUUAUUACUCUGGCCACCAUGGAUAUACAGUUGGCCUUACAUCGAAGGGAAGCGCACGGUGCCGCAAUAUCAGUGCUAUAUUCAAUUCAUCGAAACCAAUCAUUACAUUACCUUCGGCACAGCCAUUGCUGCUUUUUAUGUGCCUGUGACUGUUAUGUGUUUUUUGUAUUAUCGAAUUUGGCGUGAAACGAAAAAAAGACAAAAAGAUUUGCCGAAUUUACAAGCGGGAAAGAAGGAUUCUUCGAAGCGAUCUAAUUCAAGUGAUGAGACUACUGCUGUAAAUCACUCUGGAGUUGUUUCAAUUUCGCAUGGAAGCGACCACGAUGGAUGGCGCCGACCUAGAUCAGAGUCCUCUGCUGAUGCUGAGAGUGUUUAUAUGACUAAUGCUGUUUUGUCGGAUUCGGGCUAUGGGCAUGGAAUUCACUCGAAAAGGUCAAGUAUCACAAAUCCUGGCGGCCUAAAAAAAUCAAAUACAUGUUUUGGUGGUAUUAAAGAGUGGUGUAUAGCGUGGUGGCAUUCAGGUCGUGAAGAUUCAGAAGAUUAUGGUUAUGAGCAAGAGGAACCAUCAGAUUUAGGGUAUGCAACACCUGUAUCCAUAGAAACUCCUUUACAAAGCUCCGUAUCCAGAUGUACAUCUUUAAAUGUAAUUCGAGAUCCGUACGCAGCGGGUCGACCUGGCAUGGUGAGCAUUAUACCCGACGUAUCACCCACACCUCUGCGACCACCACUAGCGCCUCUUUCUCAACUCCAAGAAAUUCCGGGACCACGUGAUUCUCGAUCAUUACCAAACAGUAAUCGACUCGGUUCACGAUCAGUUAGUCAAGACUCAGUGUAUACCAUUCUAAUACGUCUGCCGCCGGACGGUGGACAAGGAGAUGAGCGUGCACCCUCUAUUAAGAUGAUUCAAGAUGAUGUUCCUUUACCAGUGAUGUCAGUACCACCUCGACGACCGUUACCGUCACGUGACUCCGAAUAUAGUCUCCCGAUUGGACGAAGAAUGUCUCAUGCGCCUGAUAUUCGAAUACCACUGAACGCUAAAAUCAUUCCUAAGCCGCUAGCCAAAUCGCAGCCGUUAACAAGACAAGCAAAAAAGAAGAAAAAAUCACAAGAAAAGCGUCAAGAAACGAAAGCAGCUAAAACUUUAUCUGCCAUCUUGCUAAGUUUCAUCAUAACCUGGACGCCAUAUAAUAUUUUGGUGCUAUUGAAGCCAUUGACGACAUGCACAAAUUGCAUUCCCCAAGAACUGUGGGAUUUUUUCUACGCACUUUGUUAUAUUAAUUCGACAAUUAAUCCAGUUUGCUAUGCGCUUUGCAAUGCGUCUUUUCGACGGACUUACGUUAGGAUUCUAACAUGCAAAUGGCAUACGAGAAAUCGAGAAGCAAUGACCCGAGGGGUUUAUAAUUAGUUGAUAAGAUACUAAAUUAUUCUAACAUAAUUACUGAAAAUUUUCCGAGAUAAUUUACAUUAACGCUCUGUUUUUCGGAGUAUUUUUUUGUGAAAAGUACUGAAGCAAUUUUUAAAAAAUUUCUGUCGGAAAAUCGUAUUUGCCAGGUGAAAUGCCUAGUGCAUGCUCACGUUAUCUUGGGCUGCUUUUCAUAUUUGCAAUAUUUACGCUCAGCAAGAUUCGAUCAUUUGGAACGAGUUUAUGAAAUAGGUACAUAUUGGGAAAGCCAUGUGCGAGGGGAGGGAAAGAAUUCAUGAAAACUCUUCAUUUUUCGGUUUUGUUACCGCUUCGAGGCCUCCAAAUCCGCCCUUCCAACGACACUAUUAAUAAAAUGACAGAGUAGAAUCUUUAUUCAUAAAAAGGGUUCCUAAGUUAUGCUAAAAUUUUUGUAAAAAAAAUAACUAAGAUGACUUUCCUUUAUGCAAUAUAUACUUUCAUAUUUUAUACUGUCACUGAUUUGUUGAGUUGAAAUUGAGACUUAGUCGAGACUAUAACUAUGCAUGUGGACUUAGGCUGUUUCUCUAUAAAGGUACAGGGAGUGCAAAGGAAUAAAUUAUACUGUCUAAUUGACUUAAUGUUUUUUGAGAAUAAUAUCGGAUACCUAAAUUUGUAAUAAUAGCUGCUAUGUUGCAAUGAAUAGAGGAAACGUUCUUAAAUCGCAUACUUGCACUGCAGUCAGUAAUUAUUCCUGGGGAUACCUAGGUGAUUUAUGCAAUCUUCUUAGCUUACCGAACAGAAAAUAAAAAUAACCGAAAACAAAUAAAAUGAGGAUGAUUGUUUUCAAUAACAGCUUAGAUUAAACAUGAAACACCACCAACAGCUGGAUUACUACAAAUAUUAUUUAAAACUCUAGACAUAUCUUACAUAGUCUAAACUAUAUAUCCUCCUGAAUUUGAAUUAUUGAAUUAUUUGCUGUCAACUUACAAUUCAGUGAAAAUUUUGUUCAUCCAUCUUCUAUACAUUUUUCCACUUAGCAAUUUCAUGUAAACCACAUAUGUGUAAUGUUAUAUAUAACAAUUCAAUAGAACUAUUACAUGGAACAACAAAAAAAUAAAGCGACUUCUUAUAAAAAAGUUAUGAUCUGAAAAUGUAAAAAAAAAUCCCGAAAAUCUUUUUGUACAUACAAUUGGUACCGAAACCAAAUGUUAAAGCGAAUUCUAAGUUUAAUUUAGAGGGAAGCGAACGCAAGAGAAAGUAGUUAAAAUAGCUAAGGAAAUUGUAAUAAAAUAUUCUGAAAAGUUUAAUCAAUAGUUUGUAAUACUUUUUCAUACUCGUUAGCUAUUGAUAAUAAAAAUAGGUUAUUGAUUGAUGUUAGAACGCAAAUUGAGAAAGUAUUUUUGUUUGUUAAUGUAUAUUUUCAAGACCGAUACUUUUGCAAGUAUGAUUAUUUAAAUUAUUUCAGGACAGGCUACAUACUGAAGUCGAAAAGCAUAAUUUCCUUUUGAAAUUUAGAAUAUAUAUGAUCCAAAUUUAUUUACCUAAAUUAUUUAAACAGUGCCAUUUCUAUUUGAAUUAUUGAAUACAAGUAAGAAAUGAAAAUGAAAUCAAAACUAUAUGUAAAAAUAAUAUUUAAGUAUCGAGACGACAUAAACAGCUACUAAAUGGAAACAAACAAAAGUACUAAGAUUAUAUUACCAAACAAAUAGGAAUUAUAUAUAUAUAUAUAUACUUUGUAUAUGUGAAGACUAGAUUAGCAAAUACUACCCCAAUUGAAGAAAGAAGACUAGACAUAGAUGAAAUAUUAUAUAAAAUUUUCACAUUAUUUUCUUUUUUUUGUGUUAUUCUGAAAUUUUCUUUUAUACAAGCAAGUAAAUUUUUUUCUGAACGAAUGUUUACCAGUUUUCAACACAGCUACACAUUUUAAUGAAAAAUACUCGGGCUUUACAGGAACAGAAAUCCAAAGAGUCAGUCACAGCAAAAAAGAAUAAAAGCUUUAAUUAUUAUUACAGUACUAUAUAAGUUAAACAUAUGGAUUUAGUAGAUAAUAAGCAGAAAAAUUUCACCUGAUAGGAGAUAGCACAUCUUUUAUUGAUAUUAUAGUUUCCACUCGAAAUAGGGAGACCACGACUCUGAAUGCGAACUAAAGCCCGCGAUGUAUUAUAUUGUUUUCCAUUCAUGCAAACCAAAUUUAUAUUUAAGGAAAAACGGAACAGAGGGGAUAUUAUGCACCUGAUAAGGAAUCAAAUACAGAUGUAAUUUAUUGGACGUUGCUCAAUGUUCAUUGGAAUAAAAUAACAGCGAUUUUUUCCUCUAUAAAACAAUUAAUUAUGUUUUUGUUUUCAAGAGCGCUUAUGUAGUUAGAAAAUAUGGUAAAAAAUGUUUAGUUUAAUAAUUCUUAUCUAAAAUUAAAUUUUCGUUUAUUGAAAAAUUUAACAAUAUUUCAUACGAUGUCUCCAGGAAGAUUGAUAUUGACAAAUCGCAUUCUAAAUUUUCAUAUUUUCAUCUAAAAAUUGGUAACUUGUUGAACGCACGUUUUUGGAGGUGAAUAUUUUAUACUUGCCGCACUCACUGUAAGGGUAGAUCAAGGAAUUUCCCCUCACUCCAUAGUUAUCUGCAUUACAGCUAUUAUUCAGCAAAGGCAAAUUAAAUUAAACUUGCAAGACACACGCACAUUGAUACAAAACUAAUUUAUCAACAUGUCAAAAACUACAACCUAAUACGUGAAAAACCAAAAAAAAAAACCUAAAAGAAUUUUGUAAAAGAAAGAAUUGUAUAAAAAUUUAUAAUAUACGGGUAAUCCAAAAAAAUACUUAUAUAUGAAAAAUGAAAUGAUAUGAUGACAAAUAUGUAUGUAUGUUUAUUAAAAAAAAAGAAAAUGAAAAUAACAGUGAAAUAUCAGUAACUCAUUUUAUGGUUCCUAACAUUCCAGGAAAUAGGCAAAAUUGACAUGGUAAGUAUAUGAAUUUGAGUCAAACCUUAACGGUCCCAAUAUCAGGAAAAAUUAAAACCGAAAUAGUAUAAUGACAACCUUUUUGGGUUUCUCGCUCUUUAUUUAGUAUACAAUAAUAAACUGACAUAUAUCAGUAUUCCAGCAUCUUCGGUAAUUAUGUUUUCCAAUGAAAAUUUUUUUGAGAAAUUACAAAUUCCACUAAAUUAGUAUAUUGAAGCUUGAUAACUAACUACACCAAUUCAGCGUUUUUACAUAAUAUAACUGGAAGUGCAAGAUACACAACCCCAUGUGAGGUUCUCAAUUUCCGAUUGGUCUGAAAUUUGUUGUUAUCAAGUAAUUUUGCAGAAAAAUAUAAAAAAAAAAAAUACAAAAUUUGUAGCCGUUUGCUACAUCAAUAUGCAACACUAUUAUUAUUAUUAUUAUAUUAUAUAAAUUCAUUUUUCAAAAAGGAAACAAGUAGCUCUAUCAAUAUGGUUGCAUGGUGCACAAGGGUAAAUCCAUACUCCCUGCUACAAACUUAGCUUUUAUUAAGUUUUUUAUAAUUGCAGAAAGGUAUAAAGAUGAUAAUGAACUGAACAUAUUCUCUUCAAAUCAGAAAGAACAAUUACAUCUAUGACGUCAAUGCGGAUUUGUGAACUAAAAUGCUAUUAACAUUAGUAAUAAUAUCAAUUAACAUGAGGGCAAUCCACCUUACAAGGUCAUGCCGUAUACUGUUCAAGGCGAUUAUCACGCGCCUUUUCUUUUUCGUUUGUGCUCUCAUAUGACAUUAGAUCCGUAAUACACCCAAACAUGUACAGCUCGAUUGUCCUUCGCCACAAAGCACUAUUCUGCGCCUACUCACGGCAAACACAAUUUUCUUAAUUGCUAACUACGACAGUUCUAUCUCUUUUAUCGGCCAACAAAAUCAUUUUAAUUUUCGGAGGCGACUAAUGCUGCUAUUUCACUUGUGACAUUAGUGUACGUAUCGUACUCCUGCCCCGCUCUGCGAGCUUAUCGUCCUUACAAUCAUUAGUACAACGUAUUAACUUUCCAAUAUACAAGUACAUCAAAUAUGCAGUUAUGACAGGAAAUCACUAUUGUCCGUCUAACCACCAUUUCCAUACUGGGAAAUAGCUCCCUCCCUUCAGCCUUUCUUGUCUUCCUCUUCCAUCGACCCAGUUGUUUGCCACCGUAAUUACGUUUCCGUAUAUAUGGAGAAGACGGAUCUUGGCUUUGCAUCAGGAGGAAUAAAUUAUCAUACUUAGGAAUAUUCUAUCCACUUUAUACCCGCCGGUCGGAUUAUUUCAUUCGAAAUUUCAGUAGAUUUUCUCUGCCCUUACGUUUAUAAAUUUUAACUCUCUGGACGAACUUCCAACAAGUUUAUCAAC